UGUCUCCGCGCCCCGCACUCGGCGGCGCUCGGCUGUUUCCGGCCGCUCGCUCGGCGCUCGGGUCCGUGGCGGCUGCGGCGCCGGGCAUUUCUCCGCAGCUCGGCUCGCGGCCGCGCCCGCCGCCGCCCGGCCCCGCGCCCAUGCAGGCCAUCAAGUGCGUGGUGGUCGGCGACGGCGCCGUGGGGAAGACAUGCUUGCUGAUCAGCUACACGACCAACGCCUUCCCAGGAGAGUACAUCCCCACAGUUUUUGACAAUUAUUCUGCCAACGUGAUGGUGGACGGGAAGCCAGUCAACCUGGGGCUGUGGGACACAGCAGGACAGGAGGACUAUGACCGGCUGCGGCCACUUUCCUAUCCCCAAACUGACGUGUUUCUGAUCUGCUUCUCCUUGGUGAGCCCAGCCUCCUUUGAGAAUGUUCGUGCCAAGUGGUACCCAGAAGUGCGGCACCACUGCCCCCACACACCCAUCCUCCUGGUGGGCACCAAGCUGGACCUCCGUGAUGACAAGGACACCAUCGAGAGGCUGCGAGACAAGAAGCUAGCACCCAUCACCUACCCACAGGGCCUGGCCAUGGCCCGAGAGAUUGGGUCUGUUAAGUACCUGGAGUGCUCAGCCCUGACCCAGCGGGGCCUGAAGACAGUGUUUGACGAGGCUAUCCGGGCAGUGCUCUGCCCACCCCCAGUGAAGAAGCCUGGGAAGAAGUGCACAGUCUUCUAGAGCCCCUGCCCACUCAGGGCCCAGGAGCUGGCAGAGGAGCAACCCUGGACCCACCUGCUGUUGUGUUGAUAUGUCUGGUGUUGCUGAGUCUGUUUUGAGGGAAGGGUAUGGGGGGGAGGGGAAGAAGCAUGAGGUUAAGGCUGGGGCCACAGGGCCCUGAUCCCUCUGCCUCUUUCUGGGGUGUGGCUCCAGCCUUCCCUGGCCCCCACAGGAGGCCAAGAGGGAGCAGGGUCUCCCUCAGGGCUGCAGGGGCAGGUCCAGGGUAGCCCCAGGAUGGGCUUCCCUGCCAGGGAGGGUGGGGUAGGGUUCUGUCCAUUGUACCCAGGGAGGGAUGGUCCCUUCUUGUUUUAUACAAUAAACAUCCUGCA
Molecule: messenger RNA, 1087 nt
Organism: Nycticebus coucang (slow loris)
Lineage: Eukaryota; Metazoa; Chordata; Mammalia; Primates; Lorisidae
Gene: RAC3
Product: Rac family small GTPase 3
Exons: 6
Coding region: 141-719 (192 amino acids)
Biological process (GO): motor neuron axon guidance; small GTPase-mediated signal transduction; actin filament organization
Cellular component (GO): cell projection; cell cortex; cytoplasmic vesicle
Molecular function (GO): protein kinase binding; GTPase activity; GTP binding
Source: RefSeq, a predicted model, not a curated record